UUGAAGAGGAGAAGGCGGAGAGCGCGGUGGAGAGCUUGUCGACGCGAUCAACGGCGUCGAGAAGGGAGACGAACCAUUUGUCGCUCUUGUUUUCGAAUUCGCAUUUGGUCAGAUCGAGUUCCACGGUGGACAGUAAUUUGUCGAUGGAGGAUUGAGGAAUGUCGGGGGGAUGCUGGUCGUUGUUAUUAUGAUCAUGGUCGUUUUGUUUGAGGCUGAGGAGGAUGGCGAGGAAGCAGUCGACGUCGUCGGAGAUCCUUGCAUUCUCUACGUCCUCCUCCGCCGUCGAAGUUGCCUUUUCCUUAUCCUCUUUGCUUUCCCCUCCUCCUUGUUUGUCGCUGGAUUUUUUAGCAUCUCCGGACUCAUUGUUCGCACCUGCAGAUCCAUGGUUUGAUGUCAUGUUUUGUGCAAGUUUCGAAACGGAGAAAUGAAGAGAUUUUGAUUCGGAUAAAAACGAAAGAGGGGGAGAAUUUUAGGAUUCGGUGAUGAGAGGAAAUGGGGGAUUGAAACGGUCGUUGAUCCCAAAAAUAUCAAAAUUGGGAAGGAGCAGAGAGUUUGGGCUUGGUACCCACAUCGUUAUUUUCGGUUAGUUUGCGCGGUUGACGUUACCCGUCUCUAUUGACGAAAACGCCCUUCGCAAUCCAGUAAUUGACGGGGAGCGCCUUCAUACCUUCACGUAUUCAAACCCUGCGUAUUUCCCUUGUUGUGUCCGACUAGGAACAGACAUGGGUUGUUUGUGUGGUAUGAAUCCUCUCCUCAUGGUGAUUCCAAGAAGAAAUCCCAACAAUUCUCUUCUCCUGCUCUCCUCUUACACAGACCGUGACAUUUCUUUUGCAAGCUGCCGAUCGAAGCGAGCGUCGUUCGCAGCCUCCUCCUCUUCAGUUUCCAUGGCUGAAGCUCCACCUGCUUCUUGCAGUCCCACUCUCAGGGAUAUUUGUAGAGGAAAAGUUCCAGAGCACAUAAUAAAGAGAGCUGAAGAAAUUGGAUAUGUUGUGCCUACUGAUGUUCAACAACAAUCUCUGCCGGUUUUACUAUCAGGGCGGGAUUGCGUACUUCAUGCACAGACAGGUUCAGGCAAAACGUUGGCAUACUUAUUGUCAGUAUUUUCGGCGACUAACAUUCAGAGGUCUGCUGUUCAAGCACUGAUAGUAGUACCAAAUAGGGAACUUGGGAUGCAAGUUACAAAAGUUGCUAGGAUGCUUUCAGCAAAGCCAGUGGGCUUCGAGUUUACGCAAAAAACAUGUACUGUGAUGGCUCUGUUAGAUGGUGGAAUGUUAAAGCGGCAUAAGAGCUGGCUAAAGGCUGAGCCUCCUGAAAUAGUGGUUGCUACUAUUGCAAGCUUGACUCAGAUGAUUGAGAAGAAUGUGUUUAAGCUUGAUACAUUGCGUGUUCUGGUAAUUGAUGAGGUUGAUUUUAUCUUUAGCUCAUCGAAACAAGUAUACUCUCUUAGAAAGCUGUUGACAUCAUACUCGACUAUCCAUACACGUCAGACCGUUUUUGCUAGUGCAUCUAUUCCCCAACACAACCGAUUUCUUUACGACUGCGUGCAACAGAAAUGGACCAAGAAUGAUGUGGUCCACAUUCAUGUGAAUCCCAUUGAGCCAAUGCCUUCACGCUUGAGUCACAAUUUUGUGGUUUGCAAUAAGAAAGAAAGAUUGCAUAUCUUGCUGUCCUUGCUUCAAAGAGAUGCACCAAAAUCAGGGAUAAUUUUUGUUGGAGUACAGUCAGAGAAGUCUAAAAAGGCUGGGAAGCCUCCUUCAACAACCCUUGUCAUUGAAUAUCUGAGAGAAUCCUAUAAUGGCGGCCUGGAGGCCCUCCUGCUUGAAGAAAACAUGAAUUUUAACGCACGAGCAACAUCACUAUCGGACGUGAGACAAGGAGGCUGCCUAUUAGUGGCGACAGACUUGGCAGGCAGAGGUUUCGACCUGCCAGAGACAACACAUGUAUAUAAUUUUGAUCUCCCGAGGACAGCAGUCGACUAUCUUCAUCGUGCAGGGAGGACAGGACGGAUGCCUUUCUCCAACGACAGGUGCAGCGUCACAAGUCUCAUCACCCCCGAGGAGCGUUUUGUGUUGCAGAGGUUUGAGAAUGAGCUUAUGUUUGAAUGUGAGGAGCUGUUAUUAGAUUCUUUUGCUCUAUGACAAUCUGUUGUUAUCUUCUUGGAUGUGCCUGAAAUAGCUAAAUGAAAGAAUAGAAGCGAGUUAUGAGUGGUUGAUGAUCUCUGUAAUGUGCUUGUCUACUAUCUAUUUUGGUCGCUGGCAAGAGAAAUUGUUGGGAUUGAAACUAUAAUGAAGAAUGCAGUUGGAUUUGUAUUUCUUGA
Asparagus officinalis (garden asparagus) is the source of this 2317-nucleotide messenger RNA. RefSeq names its product DEAD-box ATP-dependent RNA helicase 58, chloroplastic. Lineage: Eukaryota; Viridiplantae; Streptophyta; Magnoliopsida; Asparagales; Asparagaceae. The transcript has 10 exons. Bases 723 to 2138 code for a protein of 471 amino acids. Gene Ontology annotation, molecular function: RNA helicase activity; ATP binding; RNA binding. The record is from RefSeq and is a predicted model, not a curated record.